Molecule: messenger RNA, 316 nt
Organism: Staurois parvus
Lineage: Eukaryota; Metazoa; Chordata; Amphibia; Anura; Ranidae
Source: the annotation of a GenBank genome assembly
AUGUAUGUGAAGUGGUUUGAUACAGUAAUGUUUUACUAUGUGAUUUUAGUGAUUUUAGUGAAUGUCACUUUUUGUCAUUUUCAAAUUUCCUGCCGUUCCGUCCCUCGUACGUCCUGACGCUCGCAGGGGACGGAACCCAGAAGACAGAUGCCGGAUCCACCGGAUUACAUUGCCGGGGACACUGCAGGAGGGACAUCGCGGGAGCACAGGACAAGGUAAGAGAUCAAGGGAUCGCAGUGCAGCGCCACAUGGUAAGCCCGAGUGUAGCUCGGGGUUACCGCUUGUGCUACACUCGGGAAUACCGCCAGGGAGGUUA